This is a messenger RNA of Notodromas monacha, 1407 nucleotides long. The record is from the annotation of a GenBank genome assembly. Lineage: Eukaryota; Metazoa; Arthropoda; Ostracoda; Podocopida; Cyprididae.
AUGCCGAAGGAUUUACUAGCCGUCGAUGAAGCUAUUGAAAUGAAGGAGGAAGCGUCGGCUCAUAACCGACGGGUUUCCAGGAUGAGUAAUCAGCCGCCUCCACGAACUAAUAAUCAGCACUCGGCUCGACAACAAGGCGCUUCGGGUACGACGCAGCAAUCAGGAGUGUUGAUGGUUGGCCCGAAUUUCCGAGUUGGAAAGAAAAUUGGUUGUGGCAAUUUUGGUGAACUGCGACUCGGAAGGAAUCUGUACACAAACGAACAUGUCGCAGUGAAGUUGGAAGCCAUGCGCUCGAAGGCGCCACAGUUACACCUGGAAUACCGUUUCUACCGAAUGCUGGGUUGCCAUGGCAAGUGUGCUCUACAUUUCUCAACGCCGAUAAUCUCAUUUUUAUAUCUCAAUCCUGUAUGUUCAGAGGGAGUCCCGGAGGUUUAUUACUUCGGACCCUGUGGCAAGUACAAUGCUUUAGUCAUGGAACUUCUGGGACCCAGUUUGGAGGAUCUAUUCGACAUGUGCCGGAGGAAAUUCGCUUUGAAAACCGUGCUUCUGAUAGCAAUCCAGUUGCUCCACCGCAUCGAGUACGUGCAUUCCAAACAUUUGAUUUACCGAGAUGUGAAACCCGAAAAUUUUUUGAUUGGCCGUUCCUCAACUGCUAAGGAAAAGACGAUUCACAUCAUAGAUUUUGGACUGGCGAAGGAGUACAUUGAUGGUGAAACAAAUCGUCAUAUUCCGUACCGCGAGCAUAAAUCGUUGACGGGUACUGCGAGGUACAUGAGCAUCAACACGCAUCUGGGAAGAGAACAAAGUCGACGAGAUGAUUUAGAAGCUCUUGGGCAUAUGUUCAUGUAUUUCCUUCGCGGAAGUUUGCCUUGGCAAGGACUCCGAGCGGAAACUUUGAAAGAACGAUACCAGAAAAUUGGUGAUACAAAACGUGCCACGCCGAUCGAGGAACUUUGCGAUGGCCAUCCAGAGGAAAUGGCCACCUAUCUGCGCUAUGUGAGGAGGCUGGAUUUCUUCGAAACUCCAGAUUAUGAAUAUUUGCGGAGGCUGUUCCAGGACCUGUUCGAACGAAAGGGAUUCAUUGAGGAUGGAGAAUUCGAAUGGACUGGCAAGACUUCGAGCACACCUGUCGGAUCUCAGCAGACAACGAUGCAAGAAGUUAUCGUGUCUCCGAACCGUGAUAGGCACCCGACGGCGGCUAAGGACAGGGCAAGAGGCUCUGCGUGGCCGGAUCCGCUGAGACCUGUGCCCUGUGCAGCCGCUACUAAUCCUUCGACUGCUGAUCAUCACCCCUCAGUUCAGGUUGUUAGCUCUCAGAAUGGCGACCACCCGAGUGUUGGUCCUGCUGGUCAUUCAAGUACGCCUAUUACACCUCCAGAACCGGUGACAUCUGAAGACGAAAAGUAA